Molecule: messenger RNA, 796 nt
Organism: Arabidopsis arenosa
Lineage: Eukaryota; Viridiplantae; Streptophyta; Magnoliopsida; Brassicales; Brassicaceae
Source: the annotation of a GenBank genome assembly
CAAUUUCACAGAGAAGGAAACAAGGAAGGGGAAUAAACAUGAACAUCUUCACUAAGAAACCAAAUCCGAGAGAAGUGCUUAGGGAGAGUAAGAGAGAGAUGACACAAGCUACAAGAGGAAUCGAAAAGGAAAUCGGAUCGCUGCAAUCAGAAGAGAAAAAGCUUGUUCUCGAGAUUAAAAGAACUGCUAAAACAGGGAAUGAGGGAGCAACUAAGAUUCUUGCUCGGCAAUUGAUCCGGCUAAGGCAGCAAAUAGCUAACUUACAAGGUAGCCGAGCUCAAAUGCGAGGCAUAGCUACUCAUACACAGGCUAUGCAUGCGCACACUUCAGUUGCUGCUGGAAUGCAAGGUGCCACUAAGGCAAUGGCAGCUAUGAGCAAGAAUAUGGAUCCAGCAAAACAGGCUAAGGUUAUGAGAGAAUUUCAAAAGCAGUCUGCACAAAUGGACAUGACUACUGAGAUGAUGUCAGAUGCCAUAGAUGAUGCUUUAGACAAUGACGAAGCUGAGGACGAAACAGAGGAUCUGACAAACCAGGUUCUUGAUGAAAUCGGCAUUGAUAUCGCCUCGCAGUUAUCAUCUGCUCCAAAAGGUAAAAUUGGUGGGAAGAAUGCAGAGGAUGUUGGCAGUUCUGAAAUCGAUGAACUGGAGAAGCGGUUGGCGGCGCUUAGAUAGAAAGAAGAAGUGCCGUGAGCUUGAAGAUGUUUCAGACAAAAAAUUUAUACAUUCAAUGUGUCUUCUACAGUUUGCUUUCUGGGAAGAUUUGUGGAUAUUUAAACAAUUAAACAAAUGUAGUGACU